Molecule: messenger RNA, 1307 nt
Organism: Zea mays
Lineage: Eukaryota; Viridiplantae; Streptophyta; Magnoliopsida; Poales; Poaceae
Product: Glutaredoxin family protein
Exons: 1
Coding region: 135-854 (239 amino acids)
Source: RefSeq, a predicted model, not a curated record
UAGGAUGCCAAUGGCGGGGCAACGAGACAACAACUUGCCACCAACGCCAUCGCGCGCACGCGCGCAUGCCCGACCUCACGAUGUCCCCCGGCCUCCACCUCUCCUCUUGAAGGGCCAAGAAGCAGCCGCCUGUAAUGUGGUUGUCGUGGGUCCGCCGGAGCAAGACCUCCGGGCGGCUCACGCAGUCGCCGUCCUUCUCAGCGCCCACGGUUUCGUCGCCCACCGGCAAGGACCACCCGGGCAUCGGCGCUGUCCUCGAUGACGACGCAGCGGUCGGCUCCGGCGACGGCGCCGGCGCAGGCAGCAAGAUCGUCCUCCACCGCGCGCGGUCGGCGUCCAGGCUGCGGGCGUGCAAGUCGUUCGCAGCGGCCGCGGAGGCCGCGGCAGCCUCCGUGGCGGGGGAGCGCCACGUUGUGCUUUACUUCACCUCCCUCCACGCCGUGCGCGCCACGUUCGAGGGCUGCCUCACCGUGCGCACCAUCCUGCGGGGGCUCCGCGUCUCCGUCGACGAGCGGGACGUGUCCAUGGACGCCGCCUACCUCGCCGAGCUCUGCGCGCUGAUGCGGCGGGACCGCCCGUCCCUGCCGCAACUCUUCGUCGGCGGAAGGCUCCUCGGGGACGCCGAAGAGGUGCUCCUCCUGCACGAGAGCGGGGAGCUCCGGCGCGUCCUGGCCAGCGCGGUGCAGGCGGCGCCCGCGCCAUGCGCGUCGUGCGGAGGCUCGCGGUUCGUGCCGUGCGGCGCCUGUUGCGGCAGCCACCGACGGUUCAGCGACAAGACCGGCGGUUUCCGCGUCUGCACGUCCUGCAAUGAGAAUGGGCUUGUCCGGUGUGCCGCCUGCUCCUCCGGCAGCUGACGUGCACAGAUGAGAUCAAUAUCAUCCCAUCAUCAAAGAGAUUGAAGACGAACUGCGGACGAAUUCCUACAUCACUUGUGCCGCGCUGGAGAAGGUCUCGAUUCAUCAAACCAAAACGUGUUCCCCAGCUGGAAUUGUUCUAUCAGAGUAAUUGUGUGUUUCUGAGCGCGUAGCCAAUGUUCAUGGUUAGAAACAUCAAGGAAUAAGUCCACUUUGGACUCCCUCCAGAGAUUUUUGUUGUCUAAUGGAAAUGGUGCUCGCAAGUUUCCUGAUCCAACGCUAUCGAGGAAAGUGGAUUACAUAGUCAUGGAUACAAAUUUAUUUGCUCCCUUCAUUCCAAACUGCAAGUUAUUUUGAUUUUCUUAGAUUCAUAAUAAUUAUGUUCUUCUGAUUCUUUUAAUCCACAGUUCUUACUAUGUAUCUAGACAUACAUAAUGUAUCUAGCUACAUCAA